AUGAACGAUACGAAAUUUUCUUCUAUUCCCACGAAACGUGGAAGCACAAUAAAUAUUGAUAAAAUCAAUGGUCGAAUUCCUUCAAAUAUACCGUUAUAUCUCUUCGCUUUUCUUGCUUUUUCAAAGAUAAUAUUUGCUUUUUCAACUCACAUAGCACGUGAAUGGUUUUUAUUAUGUGGUGCUCCGGUUUCCGUUGUCACUUUUGGUGUCCUAUGUGGUGCUGGCCUAAUACUAUUAGCCUGGCAGAACUUCAUGGGUGGUCAUAAAGCUCUCAGUAGUACGAAGGGCACGGACCCUACUAUACCUAAAGACUUUGAUAAAUUUGAAAAUGAUGAUUUUAGUAACAUAAUAGUUGGUUAUAUUUUUAUUCUGUGUUCUGUUUGGUUGUCUGGAUAUAAGCGAACAAUGAGGAAAAGGUUAGCUACUGGUGUAGGUGGGAAUCGCCGUUUAACAGCUAUUGCUGUGCCACUUGGUGCUGUUCUGAUAUCACCAUUGGCUUUUGUCCAGUAUCUUAUGUAUUCAACAAAUUGUGCAAUGAACAUUAAAACUACCACCAUGAUGUUUGGAUGUUUAGGAAUUGGUUUAAUAAUACUUGAUUAUUUUGUUGGUCAUUCUGUCAGUAUUCAUGCUUCUCCACUCUUUCAUGUCACAACUGGUUGGCCUUUAUCUAUUGGGAGUGCAAUUUUAUUGGGACUUCUUUGGUUUUAUGGAGAAUUUUCAAUAAUAGAUAUUUUGUUGUGCUGCAUUAUGUUACCUGGAAUUUAUAAUCUGAUAGCAUCCGAUGUACGGUACGCUAAUGAGACUCAAUUUCCAUCUCCUGGAAUUGGUAACAGAGCAUUCGAACUUCCACUUCAUGGUAGCGUGGGUUCUUCGAAUAUUUCGAUUAAAGGAUCUGGUGUUAUAGAGUCUUUAGUAUGGACUAAUAGUUUAGGAUUAAUUUCGGAUGCUAUACAUAUGUUCUUUGAUUGUUUGGCUUUAGCUGUUGGAUUGUUUGCUUCUAUCAUGAGUAAAUGGCCUGAGAACAAUAAAUUCACUUAUGGUUAUAGACGUAUUGAGACUCUUUCUGGAUUUGCAAAUGGAAUAUUUUUAAUUCUUAUUUCUAUAUUCAUAACUUUUGAAGCAGUUGGUCGUUUGAUUGACCCACCAGAAAUGAGAACUGAUAGGUUAUUAUUAGUGAGCUUUAUGGGAUUGGUUGUUAACCUAAUUGGCGUUUACUUGCACAUAUUGGCUGAUACGUUUGGAUCGAUAGGAGUAUUAAUUUCCACACUUCUCAUCCAGCAAUUUGGUUGGACAGGAUUUGACCCAUUGGCUUCUAUAUUGAUCGCUGGAUUAAUAUUUAUGAGUGUCAUGCCUUUAAUCAAACAUUCAUCCGCUGUAUUAAUGCUCACCAUUAAUGAUGAGCUCGAGUAUCAAAUAACUGAAGGCUUGCAUGAGUUGUCACAUAUCCAUGGAAUUAUUUCUUAUACAAUGCCACGUUUUUGGCCUAAUGAUGGAGAAUGUUUAAUCGGUAGCAUACAUGUUCAAGUCACAAGCGAAGUAGAUGAACAACUUAUAAUAAAAGAAGUUACAAAACUUUUAAAUUCCAAAAUAAAAGGUUUAGAAGAACUAACUAUACAAGUUGAAAAGAUCGAAGGUGGAUUCCAUGAAUGCUUAUGUAAUCCUUGUAACUCCGAAUAUAGAUAUGGAGGUGAACAUUUUAUAAGACAAAUUAAAAGAAAAGAUUACUAA
Cetraspora pellucida is the source of this 1728-nucleotide messenger RNA. NCBI's taxonomy places the organism in Eukaryota, Fungi, Glomeromycota, Glomeromycetes, Diversisporales, Gigasporaceae. The record is from the annotation of a GenBank genome assembly.